Spirodela intermedia is the source of this 1987-nucleotide messenger RNA. The record is from the annotation of a GenBank genome assembly. NCBI's taxonomy places the organism in Eukaryota, Viridiplantae, Streptophyta, Magnoliopsida, Alismatales, Araceae.
AUGCCAGUCGCCUUCGCCGGGGAUGUCGCCGCCAUCGGUCGUGCCGCCAGGAAGAUCUACAGCAGCUGGAUCCAUUCCCUUCCGCAAUUGCGACCUCGCGCCGGAUCCAAGGUCUCGAAGAGAUCCCUCGCCGGAAACCCUAGAAACCGCGGGGGCGAUGGCGGCAAGCCAGAGAAGGAAGCCCCGAAGGCUUCGUACAUGAGGAACACCAUCGCCGGCGUGUCAAGGAUCCUGCGGUCUUCGACGUGGGAGGAAGCUCUGGGGGAGCUCCGGGGGCUGCCGAUCAAGUGGGACUCCUACACGGUGAACCAGGUCCUCAAGAGCCAUCCUCCCAUGGAGAAGGCCUGGCUCUUCUUCCUCUGGGUAGCGCAGGUGAGGGGAUUCAAGCACGAUCACUUCACCUACACCACCAUGCUCGACAUCUUCGGGGAGGCCGGCAGGAUCUCGUCGAUGGAGUUCAUGUUCCGGGAGAUGGAGGAGAAGGGGCUGAGGAUCGACGCCUCCACCUACACUUCGGCGCUGCACUGGUACGCCAAGGCCGGCGACUUGGAAGCGUCGCUCAGGCUGUGGGAGGAGAUGCGGAGGACGGGGUGCGACCCCACGGUGGUCUCCUACACGGCGUUCAUGAAAGUCCUCUUCGAUCAUGGCCGGCCGAGGGAAGCUUCCGCGAUAUAUCGGGAAAUGAUUGAGGCGAGAUUAUCCCCCACCUGCCACACAUACACUGUGCUGAUAAAUCACCUCGCCGGAUCAGGUACUAUGAUCGGUCGAACGAUUAUCCGCCGCAAGGCCUAACUUCUGGAUCUGGAACCGAGAUUUCUCUGUACGUGAGCAAGAUUCUUCUGCAUGUUGAUCUUCUUCCAUCCACUUCUGCUACUAAGAAUCAAAAACAGGCAUCGGACGACAGGAACUCAGACGCAGAAGCGGAGAGAAAUCUGGGGGUUGAUUUCGUUCUCCUUUCUGGAAUUCUGCAGGUAAAUUCGACGCCGCGCUUGGAGUCAUGAACAGGAUGCGAAAAGCCGGAGUGGAACCCGACAAGGCGACCUGCAACAUCCUCGUCCAGAAAUGUUCCAAGCUUGGAGAGACGGCGGCCAUGUUCGAGGUUCUCAGGUACAUGAGGGAGAACUCCCUCGUUCUUCGUCUCCCCAUCUUUCUGGAGGCAUUGGAGUGUUUGAGGAAGGCCGGCGAGAGCGACCGUCUUCUUCGGGAAGUCAACCCCCAUCUCUCCUCCGUGGGCAGCGGGGUAAUGGGAGGAUCUACCCCCGAUCUCGCCAUUAACGAUGUCAACUCCUGCAUAGACCGCGGCAUCAUCAACAUCCUUCUCUGCAAGCGGAACUUCGCCGCCAUUAAUCUCAUGCUGGAGGGCAUCAUUCUGCUGAAGAUGGAACUUGGCGCGGAGCUCAACGCCGCCAUCAUCCAGGCCAGCUGCAGGAGUCAAAGCCUGUCGACCGCCCUGCUGGCAUUCCAGCUCAGCGUUCAACUCGGACAGAGGCUCGAGAGGCACGUGUACCUCUCCCUGGUGGGACCGCUCAUGAGAUCCAGCCGCUUCCAAGAGGCCCUCAAGAUCACCGAAGAAAUGGCGAGCAAGGGUCACAGUCUUGGAGCUUACCUCGCUUCGGUGCUGACGCUGAGGCUCGGGAGAGCGGGGAAGCCCGCCAUCGCCACCGAGCUCUUCUCUUCCGCUGCUUCUUCUGCAUCUUCUUCCCCAGCUGACCGGAAUACCCUAACCUACACAGCCCUGCUCCACGCUCAUCUUCAGUCGAUGGAGGUGGAGAAGGGGCUCGAGAUCUUCUCUCAGAUGAGAGAGGAAGGCGUCCCCGUCGCAGCGGGAACAUACGAGGUGCUGAUAUCCGGCCUGGAGAUGGCGGGGAGGAACACAGAUGCGGAAUUCUUCCGCAAGGAGAGGAGAAGAUUGCAGAGAUGCCACUCCGAGGGGGUGGCUGUUCCUGUGGAGGAGAGCCUCUGUAACUUUUUCUUCGCCGGCGGCUGA